Messenger RNA from Falco peregrinus (peregrine falcon), 1484 nucleotides. RefSeq names its product mitochondrial ribosomal protein L37 (gene MRPL37). Bases 44 to 1360 code for a protein of 438 amino acids. NCBI's taxonomy places the organism in Eukaryota, Metazoa, Chordata, Aves, Falconiformes, Falconidae. Gene Ontology annotation, molecular function: structural constituent of ribosome. Gene Ontology annotation, biological process: translation. Gene Ontology annotation, cellular component: ribosome; mitochondrion. The transcript has 7 exons. The record is from RefSeq and is a predicted model, not a curated record.
GCGCGCCAAGAUGGCGGCGGGCGGGCGCUGAAGGGGCGGCAGGAUGGCGGCGGGGCUCGUGGUGCUGAGGCGGGUGGCGGUGGCGGCGGCGGUGCGGGGGCGCGGCGCCCUCACCCGCGGCAUCCUCACCCGUGCCGCGCCGCGCCGCCACCGCGGGCCGCUGCCGCGGACGCCCUGGACCACCCGCGGGCCGCCGCCGGAGGUGCUGGCCCAGCGGGUGGAGCGGCGGCCGGUGCGGGAGCAGGUGGAGCUGGACACUAUCACGUACGCGGGGCGGCAGCACUUCAUGCCCGGCCUGGCCCGGCCGCGCUUCCCACGCUGGGACCGCGGCUGGCAUGACCGCUGGCACUCGCGGGGGCCGCGCUACGAGGACAUGCCGCUCUACAAGGAGCGCAGCUGCUACAUCUGCCACCAGCGCGCCCGCCUGCUGGAAGGAGUGCGGCAAGCGCAGUGGCUCACCAAGACGAAGCUGGUGGAAGGUUUGCCACCAUCGGUGCUGAGCAUCCUUGACAACCCGGCUCACCAGCUGGAGGACUAUGAGGAGGGGGUAAAGCGUGCAGUCUCACAUGCACGGCUCUGGCACACGACAGAAGUUGUUCCCAGGAGAGAGUAUUAUUGCCCAGUACUGUUUGAAGACUUGGUGCAUUUAUGUCGGUUAAUGUCUGCGAAGUACCCUUCUCUAACUAAAAGAAUGUUGGCUAGAAACUACAAGGUAGCAGCUAUGUGGGAAAGAGGAUCCACUCUCCUUCAGGUCCGCGGCCUGAAUGGAAUACUUAUGAACUCUAUGACCCCAAUACCACCAGUAGCCUCCAAGGAGGAGAUAGUGGCCACUGCAGAACACGUUCUGGAGACUUUUUAUCCCAUCUCUCCUACAAUUGAUCUUCAGGAAGUGCAUGUGUACAAAGAGCUCAACGAUACAGGUUUUAGAGAUGGUUAUCCGUACCCUCAUCCUCACACUCUGUUCUUCCUGGAAUCGGCCAACAUUCGUACUAACAGGUUCAGACCAGAACAACUUCGUGCUAAAAUGCUGAUGUUUGCUUUUGGCAAUGCGCUGGCAAAGGCUAAGGUGCUGUACGGGAAUGAUCCCAAGGUUUUGGAGCAGCCAGUAGUGGUGCAAAGCAUUGGCACAGAUGGCCAGCAAUUCCAGUUCAUGGUGUUCCAGUUAAAUACAACAGACCUUGUCUCUAAUGAUGGUAUAAAAAAUCUAGUCUGGAUUGACUCUGAUCAGAAUCUGUAUGAAAAAGCCCAGUGUAUCCCAGAAGUCAAGAAGAGAGUUGUUGUGAAGCCCGCUGGAAUAUAUGGCUUUCAGCCAGACACAUUCAAGAAGUUUCUGGCACUGUAUCUGCAUGGAGCUGUGUGAAAUUCAGCUCAAAUGAAAAUACUUCACCAACUGUACCUGCUGCUUCUCUUUGCCAGAACCAUCACAUAAUUAAAGGUGGAUUUAUUUACUUUCAAAAAUAAAUUAUAUUGUUACUGAAAGUAAA